AUGAGGGUCCUCGGCCUUCUGGGGCUCAUCGCACGCCUGCCGUUUGUUGACGCGGCCGCGGCGCGCGGCGCUCUCUUCCCGAGAUCGGGCGCUCUCACCGUCGCCGCCGAACUGAGGUUGGGAGCGAAUGCACUCACGUCAGCCGAGAUUGCGCUGCUGUCGAUGAAGCUUCGGCGGGAUUGCAAUGUCGCAGCGCUCUGGAGCGACGCGGUGCCGACUCUUGCCGAGGUGUGUAAGGAGCAAGCGACUGCAGCCACAGACUUUCCCGGGCCGCUUCCCGUGGUGUUUGCGGGCGCCGCGUCAGAGGUGGGAAUGGCGGUCGCUGCCGGAGCAAGUGCGGUGGUGUUGGCGCCUGCAAACGCGGCUGCAGAGGCCCUCGGGGUCGACGUGCUCUGGCGGGUGAGCUCGGCUGCCGAGGUUGCUGCGGUUGCUGAUGCUGGCCACGGCAGCGGCACGUUCCUCGUUGAUGGCGAGGGCGCAGACGUGGGCGACAUUCUUGGUGCCAUACCACCCGAGGCGGCCGCGGUUGUAGCGAUCUCCGCGAUGCAGGCCGACAAUGAGGAGGUGUCCCUCGGGCGCCGGCUCGCCGCCGCUGGCUGCCGCUCCCUCCUCGUGCGCGGCGCGUGCGUUGGCGACGACGAGGACGUGGCGUACACGCGCUUUGUCGUGGGCGGGCUGACGUCCAAGAUGAGCUCCAAAUUCAAGAUCGACGGCAGUGCAACAUCAGUGUUCGACUAUGGCGACUUUGCCGAGACGAUCCUCCACCUGCGGCGGCCGAGUGUGUUUGUGUGCGUCUGCUCCGCUGCCGCUCAGCCAGCCGAAUGCAUAGCGUCGCUGGCAACCUUUCGAGGCCGGUUUGGCGACGGACGCGUCGUCGCAAUCAAGGGAUGGAGCCUGAAGAAGCUGCCGCACCAGGUCGACGAGGUCGCCUGCGAGUUUGGUCUGACGGACGUGUAUUGGCAAAAGAUGGGCACUUCUGACGGCAGUGAUGCUAGUGCCGCUGGCGAUUUGCGAGCAGAGCUUGGCAUCCCUGGCAAUGCCACCGUCUUUGGCCGAUAUGGCGGUCAUAGCAGCUUCAACAUCCCGUUCGUGCACAGCGCAAUCGUCGAGGUGGCGAGUGCGCGCCCUGAGCUUUACUUUCUGUUCGCCAACACGAAGCGUUUCAGCACGGCCAAUCAGCCAAACCUCCUAUUCCUACCCUCCUUGAAGGACGCACACCGUAAGGCGAGCUUUGUGCGUACGAGCGAUGCAAUGCUGCACGCGCGUCAUGAGGGAGAGACGUUUGGGCUCGCAGUGGCCGAGUUCAACGUCGCUGGUAAGCCCGUAAUCACCUCGAGUGAGGCACACGACAAUCAUCGCGCUCGCGCCCACCUCGAUGCGCUCGCUGGCAACGGCCUGCUCUACCACGACAAGGCCUCGCUGAUGGGCAUCUUGCUCGGCUUCAAUCGCACAGCCGCCCGCGCCAAGGACUGGCGUGCGCCAAAGUACGCUGAGCUCACGCCCUCGAGGGUGAUGCAACGCUUCGAUGAGCUGUUUUUGCAGGGGGGGUAA
Molecule: messenger RNA, 1551 nt
Organism: Emiliania huxleyi CCMP1516
Lineage: Eukaryota; Haptophyta; Isochrysidales; Noelaerhabdaceae
Exons: 3
Coding region: 1-1551 (516 amino acids)
Source: RefSeq, a predicted model, not a curated record